Colletotrichum aenigma is the source of this 1071-nucleotide messenger RNA. RefSeq names its product Bifunctional cytokinin biosynthesis protein (gene FCK1-0). Gene Ontology annotation, cellular component: cytosol. Lineage: Eukaryota; Fungi; Ascomycota; Sordariomycetes; Glomerellales; Glomerellaceae. The transcript is spliced from 2 exons. Gene Ontology annotation, molecular function: hydrolase activity, hydrolyzing N-glycosyl compounds. The record is from RefSeq and is a predicted model, not a curated record. Bases 1 to 1071 code for a protein of 356 amino acids. Gene Ontology annotation, biological process: cytokinin biosynthetic process.
AUGCCGACCAACAUCGACGAUGAAGACUUGGACAACGCUACCACGAGUCAUCCCGCGAACCGCCAUGGCCCAACGGAUAUGAUUAUCUGCUUGAUUACCAGUGGACUGGCCAGAUCUCUGGUAAAGCGAUCUAAUAUUGGCGAAGCCAUACUCGCAAUGGAACUAAACGCCAUGUCAAGUUCUAGCAGUCAAGCUCAAGGCUCCGGCAUGACCAAGUUUGUGGCCGAUGUUGAAGACUGUCUCGGAAGCAUUGUUAAAGACUAUUGCGAUCCAGCGGCGGGUCCUCUGCAUGUAGCGGCAUUUCAGAUCAAGUCUGCCAUGACCCAGAAAAUCUGGAUGAUGGCUCGCGGUCCUAGACGAGGGCUUGCUGAGACGUCUUCCCACAAAGACCGCGCGAACAACUUAUUUACACUAUCUGUGGAGGCGGCUGAGCAGUUCGCCAACCUCCUUCGAGUAAUGGAGGAUAGUAACUUCCUAUGGUUUGUCCUCCAGUAUUUUGAGCAAGAUCUUUUUACCUACCUGUUGGGUCAACUUUGUCAUCGGAAGACUGUCUACGGAGGUGGCACAGUCGGACUCAUGGGAGAGGUGGCCAAGACCCUCGUUUCCAUUUCCGGACCAGACACAGCCCAUGGCAUCAUCCCCGAGCCCUUGGUCAAGUUUGAGCGCGAUGAUACCUACCGCAGCAUCUGUUCUGAGAACAAGAUGCCCAUCCCGGACAAGAUGACAUACGGCCGUACCACAGUUGUGAAAGAUAUGCAUACCCGCAAGCGCAUGAUGGCCGAGGAACUUGUUGCGGGUGGUCCAGGAUCCGGUUUUAUUGCGCUCUCUGGAGGAUACGGGACAAUAGAGGAGAUUCUGGAAGCUGCCACGUGGGUUCAGCUGGGUAUCCACUCGAGGGGUGUUUGUCUUCUGAAUAUCGAUGGAUUCUUCGAUGGAAUCUCGAAGUGGAUCAAACAGGCUGCAGAGGAGCAGUUCAUACGCGCAGCCAAUGCUGGUAUUUUUGUGACGGUGCAGACUCCCGAGGACGCCAUUGACGCACUCCUACAUUAUCGAGUCCCAACAUCUAUAUAA